CCCACCAGCUGCAACAUAGCACUCGACAGCUUCACCCCCGCCGUUCAACCACCACCAUGGACGCCCUUCGCUCAGCCUUACAGCCGAUUACGCAUAAUCUCCCCGCUCCGCUCGUGGAGACGGGGCGAAGCCUAAUCGGCCCUGUGUGCUACAAGACGCUCGUUGUCGACAUCGAUCCCUUUGCGUCGCCCGAGUGCCUCAAGCUCGCCAUCAGCAAAGGACUCGGCAUCGGCAUCAUCGCCGCCUCGUCCAUCGUCAAGGUCCCGCAGCUCCUCAAGAUCCUCAACGCGCAGUCCGCCGACGGCAUCUCCUUCCUUGCCUACCUGCUCGAGAGCGGCAGCUACCUGAUCAGCCUCGCGUACAAUGUCCGCCACGGGUUCCCCUUCAGCACCUAUGGGGAGACGGCCUUGAUCCUCGUACAAAACGUGGUCAUCGCGAGCUUGGUCUUGAAGUUUGGAGGGAAGGGCGUGGGCAGCGUCGGCGCAUGGGUGGCUGGUCUUGUCGCCGUGGGCGCUGCGCUUGCGAGGCCGGACAUUGUCGACGUGAAGACGUUGGGCUACCUGCAAGCUGGUGCUGGUGUGCUUAGCGUAGCCAGCAAGCUGCCCCAGAUUUGGACCGUGUAUCAGCAGGGCGGCACUGGGCAGCUGAGCGCCUUCGCUGUCAUCAACUACCUCCUCGGCUCGCUUUCCCGUAUCUUCACCACCCUCCAGGAGGUUCCCGAUCCGCUCAUCCUAUACAACUUCAUCGCUGGCUUCGUGCUCAACGCCAUUCUUGCACUGCAAAUGCUUGUAUACUGGAACAGCCCCGCCUCCAAGAAGACCGAGAGCAAGAAGCUCAAUAAGGGCUUUGUUGCGGCGGGCAAAGGUCCUUCGUCAGACUCUACAGUCAAGGGAGCCCCGAGCUACGCAAAGGCGACUGGAAAAAGCCCCGCGCCUACCACCAGACGCCGCGGCUAGAAGCUGUGCUCUCAGUGUUUGAGGAGACGUUGAUAGUUUCGUGAAUAUCAUCAUUUUGUUCUUCCACUAUUUUUUCUAUCCAGCUGUGAUAACUCAACAACAGCCAACCUAGCCAAAAAACAAACGCUAUGCCUGAAAGAUUUUUCCGCACCAAUUUCGGAUAGGGGUAUCAUGUAUGGGAAGAAGCAAUAAGCAACCAUAAACGUCGGUCACCAAGGCAUUAGUCGUGAGUGUUC
Molecule: messenger RNA, 1192 nt
Organism: Paraphaeosphaeria sporulosa
Lineage: Eukaryota; Fungi; Ascomycota; Dothideomycetes; Pleosporales; Didymosphaeriaceae
Product: mannose-P-dolichol utilization defect 1 protein
Exons: 2
Coding region: 57-956 (299 amino acids)
Source: RefSeq, a predicted model, not a curated record